This is a messenger RNA of Mytilus californianus (California mussel), 3963 nucleotides long. RefSeq lists its product as uncharacterized. Bases 42 to 1208 code for a protein of 388 amino acids. NCBI's taxonomy places the organism in Eukaryota, Metazoa, Mollusca, Bivalvia, Mytilida, Mytilidae. The transcript has 5 exons. The record is from RefSeq and is a predicted model, not a curated record.
UCUGGCGUCCGGUCCGGGUCCGGGUUUCAUACCCCAUCAGUAUGGCGUCGGACAUCUCUCAGACUCUUCGAAGCAAAGGCAAAAAACGACAACAUGAUGAUUCUGACGAAGACUGGGCAGUUGAUUCGAAUCUAAGCACGACGAGUAAUAAAUCUAACUUAUCUAACACAUCCCUCGGUGAUGGCAAACUUCAACCGAGUACGUCAAGCUGGGAGAUAGUAGACUUAAAAGCUGUUGGCGUUUUUUACAACAGUAAUUCUCUACCAAUACCAACACUAUUAGACAUGAUUUAUGAUCAGUCAGGAAUGUUUGGAGCAUUGAAAACGCCACAAAAAGAAUUUGUUGAGGGUCUCCAGAAAAAUAUUACGUUUUCUUCAUCAAUGCUUAAUGUGAAAACUGGCUAUCACUUGAAUGAUAUUUUAAGUGAAAGCAAGCACAAUUUAGAAUCAAACAAGGAUACAAAUAGCAAAGUUGAAGAUUUCAUUGCUAACACAGUGCUUAUGAUACGGUGUGCAUUGGAGAGACAAAUUCCAGCAAAACUUACAAAAGCUGUGUUUGUAGAUCUCUUCAAAUCGUUUGCAAAGAUGUGUGGCUUAGUUGCAGUUUGUGGGUCAGAAUGGAGAACAAACAUAGAUAUUCUUAAAUGCAGAGUAUCUUCAGAAGCAGAUGUUAUACUUAUGAAUGCAGAUUAUCUGAAAAAUAAGAAGAGUACAGUGUCAGUUGUUUCAAUUAAAGAGGUAAAAAAUUUAUCUCACAAGUUAGAGAAAUGUGUCCAACCUAAGAGAACUAGACCAAAAAGAAAAACUAGUAAUGAUAGCUCAUCAAGUUCUGAUACACAAGAAGAACCUCUUUAUGAAGAACCAGAAAUUUUCAAAAGAAUAAAACAACCUGUUCUUGCCCAGCAUGGGGGAGAACUUUUAGUUCAUGCUCAUGGACAUCAUACAUGGAGUUUUAUGAAACAUGUGAAAAGAUCCGAUAAUUCAUGUAAUUCUAAAUUUCUUCCAGGGAUGAUAGUUAUUGGAACACAGGUGACAAUAACUGUUCUUGACUAUAGUCAGUAUCAUCAGAAUGAAAUAACUGACAAAAGUUUUAUUGGAAGUGGAAGAAGUUGCAUUUACUACUCUGACACAAAAGAUCUCUUAAAAAAAGAAGACCGUGAUAUGGUUAUUGAGGCAUUAGUAAGAAUGAAUAAUGGAUGUACACCAUAGCCAUGAUUAUAUAAUUGUGUAAAACAGGGUAUUAGCUAAGAAGUUUACAAAAAAUCGACAUAACUUGAUUUCUUUUGUUUUAACAAGUUACAAAAAGCAAAAUUGCCCUAAAGGUUUAGGAAUUAGGGUCCACAAAGGGGCCAAAAACAAGCAUUUUUCUGGUUUCCAGACAAUAACUCGGGUAAAAGUGUAUAGACCUCUCUGAAAUUGUAAUGCAAGACUAUAUAUACUAUAUAGACAGCUAGGAUUGAAUUUUUGGGGUAAUUGCCCCAAACAUUCAGGAAUUAGGGGCCAGAAACAAGUAUUUUACUAGUUUAUAGACAAUAAUAUGUGUUAAAGUGUAUGGAUCUCUCUGUUAUUGUACUGCAAGGUACCAUAUCACAAAGGGAAAGCUGGGAUUGAGUUUUGGGGUAAUAACUAAAAUGGGGGUUAAAAAAAUUGGGGGGGAUUUUCAAAUAUUUUUUUUUUUUUAUUGAUUAUUCCUGAUAAAUAUAUAAAAGCAAAAAAUACUGAUAUGGCAGGAGAAAUACACCAAAUGCAAUACUGUGCAAUAUUGAAGAUUUCUUUGCUAUUGCGCAACACUGCAAUUGAAGAUUUCCUGCUAUUGCGCAAUACUUUAAAAUUGAAGAUUUCUUGCUUAUACGCAAUACUGUGCUUUUAUGCAAUACUGUGUUAUUGUGCAAUACUGUGCAAUUGAAGAUUUUUUGCUAUUGCGCAACACUGCAAUUGAAGAUUCCCUACUAUUGCGCAAUACUUUUCAAUUGAAGAUUUCUUGCUUAUGCGCAAUACUGUUUUAUUGUGCAAUACUGUGCAAUUGAAGAUUUUUUGCUAUUGCCCAAAUACUGUGUAAUUGAAGAUUUUUGGUAUUGCACAAUCAUGACAAUACUGUGUAAUUGAAAUUUCUUCUUCUUCUUUUUUUUUCUUUCUUUUUUUGAAUUUUAGCAUGUUGUUAGAUUAUGGAUAUCAGACCAUUCUAGGUACAUUAAAUGUCCUAUUUCAAAAUUUUAAGAUCUUUGACCACAUUUAUUUUGUGUCAGAAACCUAUAUUAUGUCAAAAAUUUGAUCACAAUCCAAAUUCAGACAGUAUCAAGCUUGAAUACUGUGUCAAAACUUGCCCCAACUGUUUACAGUUCGACCUCUGCGGUUGUAUCAGGCUGCGCUCAGCAAGGCAUUUUAUCAAAGUAUUGUUUGAUUUUAUUUUAUACACAAUUUGACAUUUUACCUUUUUAUUUUAGGACUAUUUGUGCUCUCCUAAAGAAGAAUCAAGUUUUUCUCAUCAGUUUGCAUGCAUUGUUAAAUUUUACAAAAAAAUUCUCCUCUGAAACAAUUGUACCAAUUGAACCCAAACUGAGCCACAAUCAUCAUUUGGAUAUCUAGUUGAAACUGUGUCUGAUGAUCCUGCUGCCAACAUGGCUUAAAAUGGAACAUAGGGGUAAAAUGCAAGUUUUGUCUAUUGCAUGCAUCUUGGAAAGUGUUUUAGAUAGAGAAAAUCAGACAAGGGCUGUUCUGAAUGAUCAGAUCUACGUACUGUCAAUUUACACAAUAUAUAUAUCAAGUUAGAAUUUUGUUCCUAUACAAUGAUUUCUUAACCGGUAGGGGACUAUGUAUUGCCAUGCAAUACUCACAGAAUGGUUGUUUUACCUUUUUUUCAUUUUUGCCCAUCAUCUUGAAACUAUAAUAGAUAGGUUAAAUCUUUAGAAAGCAAAAAUUAUGAGCAGGACAAGAUAAGCAAAUUUGUCAAGAUAGCAGAAAUUGUCAGUCAACUCUUUUGUGGGAGUAAUUGCCCAUGAUGAUUUUUAUGCACCACCUACGAUAGAAGAGGGGCAUUUUUUUUUCUGGUCUGUGCGUCCGUUCAUUCGUCCGUCUGUCCCGCUUCAGGUUAAAGUUUUUGGUCAAGGUAGUUUUUGAUGAAGUUGAAGUCCAAUCAACUUCAAACUUAGUAUACAUGUUCCCUAUGACAUGAUCUUCCUAAUUUUAAUGCCAAAUUAGUUUUUACACCAAUUUCACGGUCUACUGAACAUAGAAAAUGAUAGAGCGAGUGGGGCAUCCGUGUACUUGGGACACAUUCUUGUUACACAUGUUUUGCAAUAUUGGGGUAUACUUUCGGGAGUAAAGAAAAACUGUAGACAGCAAAAAGGAUCAGCAAGACGGGAUCAACAUUAGUAAUGAAUUAUAUCCCUGACUGUAUUGUAGGAGAGUGGUGACAGUUCAAGAUGCACAUAUAUCUAGGUCACAAGUGACAAAGGUUCUUUAGAGCCUUUAGUUUUUCAAAAGUAUUUUAUAAACAUAAUUAUAUCAAUAUAAGGAGAUGUGUGGUAUGAUUGCCAAUGAGACAUCUAUUUUCCAAAGUUCAAAUGAAGUGGAUGUAAGCAGUUAUAGGCAACCUUACAGCCAUUAACAUUGAGAAAAACCCAUAAACUAUAUUUUCGGCUAAAGUUUAUUAAAUCUCUUUCUGUUUCAGUAAUUUAUAUUGUUUCAAUUGCUCAAUCAACACACAAUGGCAUACUUGAUUUUUUGUGUACAUAAUCUUUAUAUGAAUGAAAAAAUAUUCUGUACAGUUUGAAAGGAGUAAUAUAUAUAUACAUCUUGAACUAUGGAUUUUUGUGCUAGGGUGUAAUGAUUUUUUUUAAAAAGGUGAAAUAGUGUUUACACCUUUUUAAUGUAAUCUAUGUAUAUUCUUUAUUUUUUUUCCAAAUUUCUCAUGUUAUCCUAUAUGAUACAUUACAAGUUAAAUGUAAUAAAUUUUUUAACAGUA